AUGGACGACUUUUCGACCGAACUUGACGAUUCCGCCCAAGGCGCAACGGAUGCCAAGGGUACCAGCCAGCAACCCGGCAAGCAACCCGACGAGCAGCAGCAGCUAAAGGGGCAGAAGAGAGGAUGGGCAGGACUGUCAGCUCUGCGAGACAAGACCUCGAUCCAGGAUCGACUGGUGGAACGGCUCCUCCAGCAGGUGAUUCCCGUCGAUGGCUCGGUGCAGGACAACAACGAGGCGGUGCCGAAUCCCUUUGAACGGCCCAACUUCAACCUGACAAUCAUGUCCAACAACUUCCGGCGCUUCAACUCGCGCAUCGGAGUCGUCUUCCGGUUCCAGGACAAGGUCGAAGCGCUGCUGUCGUGGCAAACGACAUCCCACACGGUUUCGUACCUGGCCAUUGCGACAUUCAUCUGUCUGGACCCGUACCUCCUGGCAGCGCUGCCCAUAGCGUUCCUGAUAUUCGGCGUCCUCAUACCCGGAUUCGUGGCGAGACACCCGGCGCCCCCCAAGGGCACCCUGUCGAGCGAGCAGAGCAUCGGAUACUCGCCGGCCGGGCCGCCCCUGGCGCCGGCCGCGACGCCCAGGCCCGCCAAGGAGCUCAGCAUGGACUUUAUCCGCAACGCGCGGGACCUGCAGAACCAAAUGGGCGACUUUAGCAACGGCUACGACAAGGUCGUGGAGCUGCUGGUCCCCGUUGCCAACUUCAGCAACGAGGCGCUGUCGUCGACGGUGUUCCUGUUCGCCUUCCUCGGCGGCAUUGUCAUGAUGCUCGCCGCGCACAUGCUCCCGUGGCGCCUCAUCUUCCUCGUCGCCACCUGGGCGCCCGUUGUCCUCUGCCACCCGGCCGUCACGAAGCUGCUCCAUCACGCCCGCCAGGAGCAGGGCAAGGCGCAGGAGACGCUCGCCCGGACGUGGCUGGACAACUGGAUCGCCGACGACGUGAUCCUCGACUCGGCCCCCGAGACGCGCGAGGUCGAGAUCUUCGAACUCGAGCGGAAAUCAGCCACCGGCGAAUGGGAGCCGUGGGUGUUCUCGCCGAACCCGUACGAUCCGCUGUCUCAGGCUCGCAUCAUUGGUGAUCGGCCAAAGGGGACGCGGUUCUUCGAGGACGUCAUGCCGCCCAAUGCUUGGGAAUGGAGCGAGAAGAAGUGGGCGCUGGACCUGUGGAGCCGCGAAUGGGUCGAGGAGCGCAUCAUCACCGGCGUCGAGGUUGAGACGGAAGGUGAGCGGUGGGUGUAUGACAUUUGGAGCGACAAGGGCGAUCGGACGGGCGUCAUUGACACGCCGGAACCCGUAAAGAGCACGGAGAUGGCGAUGCGCCAGACGAGCUGGGAGGAAGGGGAGGAUGCGAUGCAAAGGAGAGGGGACUGGCGAAGGAGGAGAUGGGUACGGUUGGUCAAGAGGAAGGCUGCUCCGGAGUCUUUAUAA
Messenger RNA from Metarhizium album ARSEF 1941, 1428 nucleotides. RefSeq names its product peroxisomal Pex24-like protein. Bases 1 to 1428 code for a protein of 475 amino acids. Gene Ontology annotation, cellular component: peroxisomal membrane. The record is from RefSeq and is a predicted model, not a curated record. Gene Ontology annotation, biological process: peroxisome organization. The transcript is spliced from 2 exons. NCBI's taxonomy places the organism in Eukaryota, Fungi, Ascomycota, Sordariomycetes, Hypocreales, Clavicipitaceae.